AUGGAAAUAUCUUUUGGAAAUUAUAUUUUUAAAGAUGAGAAAUGUCGAAUGCAUUCACCAAAUAUAAUUCAACAACAAAAUUGCUCCGAAGAUCUUCCAAUUGAAAAUAAACAUUAUUCAACCUGGAUAUCAUUUUUGGAAUUAUAUAAUGAAGAUGUAUUUCAUCUAAUUGUACAAUCAAAAGAUAUGAAAGCACGUAAAAAUCUUCAUCUUAUGCAAAAUAAUAAUUCAAUAACAAUUAAAAAUCUUAUUCGAACACCAGUAUUUGAUCUAAAAGAAGCAGAAAAUAUUAUUAAAUUUGGUUUUGCUAAUCGUUCAACAUCAAAAACAAAUCUUAAUGAUUCAUCAUCAAGAUUUCAUGCUCUACUUUGUAUUACAUUUAUUACAAUUAAUGAAUUUGAUGAAGGACCAACUAUGAGCCACAUGUAUAUGAAAAUAAAAUUAUUUUUUCUUAAUUUUCGAAUUUUAUUUCUUUAUUAG
Rotaria sordida is the source of this 480-nucleotide messenger RNA. The record is from the annotation of a GenBank genome assembly. NCBI's taxonomy places the organism in Eukaryota, Metazoa, Rotifera, Eurotatoria, Philodinida, Philodinidae.